AUGAUUCUCACCGACAAGGAUCUGCAGCUGUUGAGCAGCAUGCAAGCCGCCAGCCAUGGCAAAGAUCUAAAUGAUCUUAAGAUUGAAUUCGACGGCACCACCGUUCUCUGCCGGGUGUGCGGCGACAAAGCCUCCGGAUUUCACUACGGCGUUCACAGCUGUGAGGGAUGCAAAGGUUUCUUCCGUCGCAGCAUCCAGCAGAAGAUUCAGUACCGCCCCUGUACAAAGAACCAGCAAUGCUCCAUAUUACGAAUCAAUCGCAAUCGCUGUCAGUACUGCAGGCUGAAGAAAUGCAUCGCCGUUGGCAUGUCACGAGAUGCCGUCCGGUUCGGACGUGUCCCAAAACGCGAAAAGGCCAAGAUUCUCGCUGCAAUGCAAAAGGUGAACGCCCACUCGUUGGACAAGGCGCUGUCGGCAGUGCUGGAGGAUGAACAGUGCAUCAGCGUCACCAUCGCCACGGCUCACGAGGAGACCUGCGACUACACCCGAGAGAAGGUGGCCCCACUGCUGGAGGCUGCUCGCAGUCGCCCAGUGUACGCUCAGUGUCCCCCAUCAAUGACGUGUCCACUCAAUCCAAUUCCCAUUGGCACACUUGAUCCAGCGCAGUCGGCGCGCAUCCUGGAGGACUUUAGUGAACGAUUCAGUCCGGCGAUCCGCGGCGUGGUCGACUUUGCGAAGCGCAUUCCCGGUUUCGGUAUGCUCUCGCAGGAAGACCAGGUCACACUUCUCAAGGCUGGCGUCUUUGAAGUGCUGCUCGUGCGUCUCGCCUGCAUGUUCGACUCGCCCUCAGCGUCGAUGGUCUGCCUGAACGGCCUGGUGCUCCGCCGUGACGCCCUGCACUCGGCCUCCAACGCCCGCUUCCUCCUCGACUCGAUGUUCGACUUUGCCGAGCGACUUAACUCCCUUCGUCUUUCCGACCAUGAGAUAGGCCUCUUCUGCGCCGUGGUCGUUAUCGCUCCUGAUCGUCCCGGUCUCCGAAACGUUGAUCUCGUCACAAAGAUAAACAAGCGUCUGGAGGAGGUUCUGCAGAAGACAAUUGCCGGCAACCACCCCAAUGACGUCGCCAGUGGACAGCUGAUCUUCACUGAGCUCACCAAGAAGAUUCCCGACCUGCGAACGCUAAACACGCUGCACAGUGAGAAGCUGAUUGGCAAAAACUUUAUCGCCGGCGAGUCAGUGGCCAGCAGUACCACCAACCAUCAUCAUCAUCACCAUCAGGAGAUGGCCAGCUCGGGCGCAGCAGCAGUGCACUCCCACCACAGCCACCACAGUCAGUCUUCACAGCAGCAGCCGGACAGCUCGGACAACUCACCCUCCGACCGCUGGUCCUCCUCCAGCUCACUGGGCCACUUCUCACCGGCGACCAGCACCGAGGACGGUCGCUCCGUCUCGCCGACCAGCGGCCCCUGGGGCGAGCACCAGCAGAAGCAGCAGCAGCAGCAGAGCAGCUCUUCUGACUCUCAGGCCUUCGGCUCGCCUCGAUCCAUGUCCAGCAGCAGUGGGGUGAGCAGUGAGGACUCGCACUCUCGCAAGGGCUCCAUCUCGCUGCCCUCGGCGCCGCCGAAGCUCGCCUACAUCAACAGCUACGUCCGGGGCCUCUCUUCGCCGGUGGUGGUCAGCAGCGAACACGGCCACUGUCCGGCGGUGGUCAGCUCGGAGGAGGCCGCCGCCUCGACGGCGAGUUCUCACUACAACUCCAGCCAUCAUCUGCACCCGUACAGCAAGCCAGUGCAGCACCCCGUCAACGGCCACCACCACCAGCUGAGCACUACUGUCUCAGGACAGCAACAGCAGCAGCAGCACCGCGUCGACUCGCCCACCGAUUCCGGCAUCGACCACCACUCCUCCUCCGUCUGCUCUAGUCCCUCUCGCUCCUCUGCGGUCUGUCCGGUGGAGGAGUCCUCCUCCAAGUGCAGCAAACUGUCGGUGGUCAUUGCCGGCAGCAGCAGUCCUCGCAGCCACUCGGACCACAGCGGCAGUGCGCUCACCUCCUCUUCCAGCGACUCGGAGUGCAGUGAGAAGCAGGAAUCGAUUGACGACAUGCCCGUCCUCAAGCGAGCCCUGCAGGCGCCGCCGCUGGUGAACACGAACAAGCUGAUGGACGAGGCGUACCGCCAUCACAAGAAGUUCAGGGCGGCCGCACGACGAGACACCGAGCCGCACAGUCCCUCGACGACCACCGGUCACAGCGGCAGCCACUCGCCGCUGCCCUCGCCGGUGGCCACCGUGGUCACCUCCUCACCGCCGGCGCCGAACUCCUCCUCGAUCUCCUCCUCCUCGCUCGCCUCGACGCACAGUACGCUGCUGAAGACACUGGAGCAGCCGUCGCGGUACCUCAGCGAACAGCAACUCAAGCGAACUGAUCUCAUUCACAACAUCAUCAUGAACAGCGAGGCAGUGACGGCCGCCGCCGCCUCCGCCCUCUCCGCCUCCGUCCCCGUGGCGGCGCAGCUGUCCUCGCCGGUCUACCAGCAUGGUCUCUUCAGUGGUGCCUCCGCCAAGGACUCCCUGUACCCAGCCGCCAUUGUUGGUGAACUUGAAGAACGCUACGUUGAAAAUGAAAGUGACAAAAUGAUGAUCAAGUAA
Messenger RNA from Rhagoletis zephyria (snowberry fruit fly), 2586 nucleotides. The record is from RefSeq and is a predicted model, not a curated record. NCBI's taxonomy places the organism in Eukaryota, Metazoa, Arthropoda, Insecta, Diptera, Tephritidae.